Coregonus clupeaformis (lake whitefish) is the source of this 7160-nucleotide messenger RNA. RefSeq names its product voltage-dependent T-type calcium channel subunit alpha-1G-like. The transcript has 34 exons. Gene Ontology annotation, cellular component: voltage-gated sodium channel complex; plasma membrane; neuron projection. Gene Ontology annotation, molecular function: voltage-gated sodium channel activity; low voltage-gated calcium channel activity. The record is from RefSeq and is a predicted model, not a curated record. Gene Ontology annotation, biological process: sodium ion transmembrane transport; membrane depolarization during action potential; positive regulation of calcium ion-dependent exocytosis. The coding region runs from base 5 to 7093 and encodes 2362 amino acids. NCBI's taxonomy places the organism in Eukaryota, Metazoa, Chordata, Actinopteri, Salmoniformes, Salmonidae.
CUCCAUGCUGGUGAUCCUGUUGAACUGUGUCACCCUGGGGAUGUUCCAACCCUGUGAGGACCACGACUGUGAGUCAGAACGAUGCAAGAUCCUGGAGGACUUCGAUGACUUUAUCUUUGCAUUCUUUGCGGUGGAGAUGGUCAUCAAGAUGGUGGCACUGGGCAUCUUUGGCAAGAAGUGUUAUCUAGGAGACACCUGGAACAGACUUGACUUCUUCAUCGUACUGGCCGGGAUGUUGGAGUACUCUCUGAACCUGCAGAACGUGAGUUUCUCGGCGGUGAGAACGGUUCGAGUUCUGAGACCCCUCCGAGCCAUCAACAGGGUACCUAGUAUGCGUAUCCUGGUGACCCUCCUCCUGGACACCCUGCCCAUGCUGGGGAACGUCCUGCUACUCUGUUUCUUCGUCUUCUUCAUCUUCGGCAUCGUGGGCGUGCAGCUGUGGGCGGGGCUACUGAGGAACCGCUGCUUCCUGCCCCAUAACUUCUCACUCCCUCUAUCCGUCGAACUAGGCAACUACUACCACACGGAGAACGACGACGAGAGCCCCUUCAUCUGCUCCAUGCCCAGGGAGAAUGGCAUGCGUCUGUGUUCCUCUGUGCCCACCCUGUAUGAGGAGGGAGGUAUCCAGUGCCAGGUGGACAUGAACUCCUACAACAGCACGGACAACACCACCUGUGUCAACUGGAACCAGUACUAUAGUAACUGCUCUGGAGGACACGUCAACCCCUUCAAAGGGGCCAUCAACUUUGAUAACAUCUGCUACGCCUGGAUCGCCAUCUUUCAGGUGAUCACUCUGGAGGGAUGGGUGGACAUCAUGUACUUUGUGAUGGAUUCUCACUCCUUCUACAACUUCAUCUACUUCAUCCUCCUCAUCAUUAUUGGCUCUUUCUUCAUGAUCAACCUGUGUCUGGUCGUCAUCGCCACCCAGUUCAGUGAGACAAAGCAGAGGGAGAGCCAGCUGAUGAGGGAACAGCGCAUCCGUUUCCUGUCCAAUGCUAGUACCCUGGCCUCCUUCUCUGAGCCGGGCUCCUGCUACGACGAGCUCCUCAAACUCCUUGUCCACGUCAUUCGGAAUGGGUUCAGGCAGGUGGCCCAUGUCUGCCGGGCCGUGAUGCGCCGUGCUGGGAUGAACAUUGCAGCCUCUCCCCCUGCCCUGGAGAGCGAGAGGGAGAGGGGGAGCCAGAGAAAGAGGAGGAAGACUUCCAGACAGGGUUCUGUGGUCUCCAGAAAAGUGUCUAUGUCCGUUCAUUACUUGGUUCACCAAAAUCACCAUCACCAUUAUCACUAUCACUUAGUGAACGGGAGUGUGAGAGGGAGACUAGGGGGGAGAGGGGUGGCGGGGGUCGGGGGAGGAGGAGGGGAUGUGGAGACGGGUUCCCAUAGCAACAACGGGGGCACUGGACGUCUCAUGCUGGGUCCUCCUCCAUUGCCGACCUCUGAUGUGAACUUGGCGACCCCGGUGUCACCAGACAAUCCCGCUCCGGAAACCAACGGUGGUGACUCGUCAUCAGUGCGGAGUACAUUCCACACAGACUGCCACCUGGAGCCCAGCACCCCCACUGCCCUCGCCCCUACCCCUAGUCCCUUCUCCCUGACCCCUACGCCCAUGUCCAGGCCUAUGAAGAGGAACUCAGUGCCCUUCGCUGGUUCCGGACCUAAAAACUACCCCACCCUACAGCCCAGGGCACUAAUGGAGUCUAGAAGUGGCAGUGUUACAGCUAGUACCAUCAGUAAUAUAAACCUCAAUAUACCACCUCUACCCCUGGAGAGAAGAUCACAGAGUUUUGUAGACACACACACCCCCACAGCCCAGCUCUCCUGCCGUGACCUGAGUGCCAUCGGAACCCUGGACCCGUCGUUCACCUUUGACCCUGAGUCGUGCCCCUACUGUGCCAAGGCUCUGGCAGGGGAGUCAGAGGGCACAGACGGAAAUGAGACCCCUGGGGACUCAGACAGUGAGGGCAUCUACGAGUUCACCCCGGACCUCCAGCACAGGGACCGCAGGGACCGUCGGGAUAGCCGUCAGCCCAGGAAGAGGCAGCGAAAGCUGGGUACCACGGUGGGGAGAGUGGUCCGGGCCUGGAGGCUGGUGUGUGAUACCUUUAGGAAAAUAGUGGACAGCAAGUAUUUUGGAAGAGGGAUCAUGAUCGCCAUUCUGAUUAAUACGCUGAGUAUGGGGAUCGAGUACCACGAACAGCCUGAGGAGCUGACCAAUGUGUUGGAGAUCAGUAACAUAGUGUUCACCAGUCUGUUUGCAUUGGAGAUGUUACUCAAGAUGCUGGUCUAUGGACCAUUUGGUUACAUCAAAAACCCCUACAACAUCUUCGACGGAAUCAUAGUGGUUAUCAGUGUGUGGGAGAUCGUGGGCCAGCAGGGCGGUGGUCUGUCUGUGUUGCGAACCUUCAGACUGAUGCGUGUGUUGAAGCUGGUGCGCUUCAUGCCUGCUCUGCAGAGACAGCUGGUGGUGCUGAUGAAGACCAUGGACAACGUGGCCACCUUCUGUAUGCUACUCAUGUUGUUCAUCUUCAUCUUCAGUAUCCUGGGCAUGCAUCUGUUUGGCUGUAAGUUUGGAUCAGAGAGAGAUGGAGACACUCUACCAGACAGGAAGAACUUUGACACUCUGCUCUGGGCCAUCGUCACCGUGUUUCAGAUCCUAACUCAGGAGGACUGGAACAAGGUUCUUUAUAAUGGUAUGGCCUCCACCACUCCUGUGGCUGCUCUCUACUUCAUCGCCCUCAUGACCUUUGGGAACUAUGUCCUCUUCAACCUGCUGGUGGCCAUCUUGGUCGAGGGCUUCCAGACUGAGGCCCCCCCUGUCUCUCCACCCUCUACAACCCCUCUGCACGACGCCACGGCUGUUGAGACUAACCAGGGAGAAGACUCAAAGUCAGUGUCAGAGGCUGAUUUAUCAUCGAGGAGUUUGGAGGAUGUGAACGGCAGUGGAAGGGAUGUGUCUGUCUCCCCGGUAGUCCCUAUAAACGGUCAUGUUGACCUGAAGACCAGUCUGACCCCUCCUCUGAUCACCCACACUGCUGCCACCCCCAUGCCCGUUCCCAAGCUGCCUGCCGUGGGUGACCCUGCUAUGGGCUACGAGUCCCGACGAGGCAGUAACAUCUCCAUGGACCUAGCCUGCUAUGACAAGUCUCCGACCAGUGCCCGUAGUACCUCCCCUUACGCCCCGUGGAGCUCUGCCAGUGGCUGGACCAGCCGUAGAUCAAGCUGGAACAGCGUAGGCCGUGCCCCCUCGCUCAAACGAACAAAGCGUCAGUCUGGCGAACGGCGGUCGCUCCUCUCCGGAGAGGGUGGGUCCAGUUCGGAGGAUGAGGAGGGGGUAGGAGGGGGGACUUCGGAGGGAGAUGAUGAGUCCCUGUGUCGUACCGACUCCAUGUCCCAGUCCCAACAGCGACACAGGAGGAUGGAGUCUGUGGAGACCAGGGGGUCCAUAGACCUGGCCCCCGACACACUGCUACAGGUGCCCUUCCUGUAUCGCUCAACCAGUAUGCACAGCUCCAGACCCCCCUCGCUAGGAGGCCUGAGAGCCCCAGAACACAGUGACUGUAAUGGGAAAGGCACUCUGGCCCCUGGGGGGGCCCCGACACAGCUCUCCCUGGAGGACAACACAGAGGACGACGCGGCAGAGGAGGAGGUCAUGGGUCGUUUCGCCAGGCUGUUACGCUGGCUGGAGCGGAAACAGCCAGAGUGGUGUCGAAAGAGAGAUACCUGGUCCCUGUACAUGUUACCCCCAGACUCCAGGUUUCGGAUGGCAUGCAACAAGAUAAUAACCCACAAGAUGUUUGACCACAUCGUUCUGGUCAUCAUCUUCCUCAACUGCAUCACCAUCGCCAUGGAGAGGCCGAGAAUAGAGGCAUAUAGCGUGGAGCGCAUCUUCCUCACGUUAUCCAACUACAUCUUCACAGCGAUCUUCGUGGCGGAAAUGACAGUAAAGGUGGCUGCGCUGGGCUGGUUGUUUGGUGAUAAGGCCUACCUGAGGAGUAGCUGGAACCUUCUAGACGGGAUGUUGGUGAUGAUCUCAGCCAUAGACGUCCUGGUCUCAUUGGUGUCCAACAGCAGUCCCAAGAUACUGGGUAUGCUCCGGGUACUGCGCCUGCUACGGACGCUCAGGCCACUACGUGUGAUCAGCAGAGCCCCAGGUCUGAAGCUGGUAGUGGAGACUCUGAUGUCGUCUCUGAAGCCCAUAGGGAACAUUGUGGUCAUCUGCUGCGCUUUCUUCAUAAUCUUUGGUAUCCUGGGAGUACAGCUCUUCAAGGGGAAGUUCUUUGCGUGUCAGGGAGAGGACGUGAGAAACGUCACUAACAAGUCAGACUGCAUGAUGGCCAACUACAAAUGGGUCAGACAGCAGUACAACUUCGACAACCUGGCACAGGCUCUGAUGUCUCUGUUUGUGCUGGCCUCUAAGGAUGGUUGGGUUGAUAUCAUGUAUGAUGGAUUAGAUGCAGUGGGAGUCGACCAACAGCCGCAGCUGAACCACAACCCAUGGAUGCUUCUCUACUUCAUCUCCUUCCUGCUCAUCGUCAGCUUCUUCGUGCUCAACAUGUUCGUGGGCGUGGUGGUGGAGAACUUCCACAAGUGCCGGCGCAGCCAGGAGGCCGAGGAGGCCAAACGCAGGGAGGAGAAGAGACUGAAACGGAUGGAGAAAAAGAGACGGAAAGCUCAGAGUAAGCCUUACUAUUCGGACUACUCCUCCAUGCGUCUCCUCAUCCACAAGAUGUGCACCUCCCAGUAUCUGGAUCUCUUCAUUUCCAUCGUCAUCGGACUCAACGUCAUCACCAUGGCGAUGGAACACUACCAACAGCCCAAGGAGUUGGACGAGGCGCUGAAGAUCUGUAACUACAUCUUCACCCUCAUCUUCGUCCUGGAGUCUGUUUUCAAGCUGGUGGCCUUCGGCUUCCGGCGCUUCUUCAAGGACAGGUGGAACCAGCUGGACCUGGCCAUAGUGUUGUUGUCCAUCAUGGGCAUCACUCUGGAGGAGAUUGAGGUCAACGCAUCACUGCCCAUCAACCCUACCAUCAUCAGAAUCAUGAGAGUACUGAGGAUAGCAAGAGUGCUGAAGCUACUGAAGAUGGCAGUGGGGAUGAGAGCGUUGCUGGACACUGUCAUGCAGGCCCUGCCUCAGGUGGGGAAUCUGGGUCUUCUCUUCAUGCUGCUGUUCUUUAUCUUUGCAGCACUGGGAGUGGAGCUGUUUGGUGACCUCAUUUGUGAUGAGCUGCACCCUUGUGAGGGUUUGGGGCGCUACGCUACGUUUAAGAACUUUGGCAUGGCCUUCCUGCUGCUGUUCAGAGUUUCCACAGGAGACAACUGGAAUGGCAUUAUGAAGGACACCCUGCGAGACUGUCAACAGGAGAAUGCAGGUACCUGUUACAACACGGUCGUCUCUCCCAUCUACUUCGUCUCCUUCGUGUUGACCGCCCAGUUUGUCCUGGUCAACGUGGUCAUCGCCGUCCUCAUGAAGCACCUGGAGGAGAGCAACAAAGAGGCCAAGGAGGAGGCUGAGCUGGAGGUUGAACUACAGCUGGAGCUCCAGCAUGGAGGACAGGGAGGCAGUGGGAGAUCACCCCAGCUAAGCCCUCUGGCCCCGGGCAUGGAGGUGGGCGGACCCGGGGGGUCCCCCUGGAGGUCUCCCGAGAGGGAGAUCCAGAGAAGGGGCAGCGUGAUGGAUUCUCCCCCAGCAGAUGUCACUACAAGAGACAUCAGCGCUGAUCCCCUGCUAGUCCUGGAGCCACCGCUGGAGAUGGAGUUACUCGAUCCUGGGGAGCCAUUGGAGGACAACCUGCUGAGCGUACGGAAGUCAAUGGUGGGCCGCACCCACUCCCUACCCAACGACAGCUAUAUGUUCCUGCCUCUGGAGCCCUUCGGAUCCCCAGGAGCCGGCCUGGCCCCUGGUUUAGCCUCACAGACACAGGCUGCAGGGCCACAGCACAUAGAGACCCUCAACGAAGCCCUGUCAGGCUCCUGUACCUCGGUGCGGUCCCAACCAGAGGACAGCUCCAAGCAGUUGGCUGUUCCUAUAGACUUCUUCAGACCCAUCAGUCCUCACAGCCUUUCACACUCCCAGAGUAUACACACACUCAGUCGCACCCUCCGCAGACAGGUAGCAAUAUCUAAUGACUCCCAGGAGGCCCUGUGUUCUGACGGAGGGGAGGGUAAGGAGGUAGUCCUCGAUGUAGCUUCCCUAGCCCUCUCCCUUUCCUCCUCUUCCUCUUCCUCGUCCUCCCAUCUUCAUCACCAGCCUGCUCUCCGGCUGGUCCCUGCCACCCCAGGGGCAUCCCCUCAACCGUCACGCCCCAGCAGUGUCCACACCCAGCACACCUCCUCCCCCUCCUCCCCCUCCUUACCCCCUCCUCCCCUUCCCUCCACUCGCCCCUGGAGAGAGGAAGAGGCCUCGGCCGAUCAGGAAGUGUCGUUAAUCACCAGAGCGGGGCUGGCGGGAAUUGAGGAUGUCAUCGGGGUCGGAUUGGGGUCAGAGGACGGAGGUCUCGAGGGCAGUUACCAAGGUUACUGGGUUGGUCGUCGUGCGGGGUGCGGGCCGUGCCUGAGGCAGUUGAAGAGGUUCCACAGUGCUGACACCCAGGGGCGGAGCGUCCUUGCGCCCCGGCCACGCCCACUGUCCUGGUUGGACGAUCUUCGUCGCCACUCAGUGGAGGUGUGUUCGUCUGUAGAGUCCAGCCCACAGCGGAGUACAAUAUCCACGUCCUCAGGGUUCGUCUCCCGAGCAGACAGCCUCCAGAUCCAGUCCCAGACCACCACACAGACCCUGCCCUCUCCCCGACGCAAGAAAAAGAUGAGCCCCCCGUGUAUCUCCGUAGACCCCCCUGAUGGACUGGAGCCCCAGUCCGGCCUCAACCCUGCCCCGGGAGGGUUGGGGGGCCUGGGGAUGCCCCCUCCCUUACCCGGCCGGGAAACCUCCUGUCUAAGGAGACGGGCUCCCUCCAGUGACUCCAAGGACUCCUUUGACCUGGGGGUAGGGGAGGGGCUGGGGCUUGGGCUGGGCCAGGAGGGAGGUGGGUCCAACCCCAACCCCAAGCUGUUGACUCUGCCGAGCUUCUCCUUUGAGAAAACAAGCUCUGAGCACUGAACACUGACACGCACACUGAUGUACACACAAACACUUAUGCACACACACACAGAUGAACUACACACAC